Messenger RNA from Fukomys damarensis (Damara mole-rat), 1628 nucleotides. It is a transcript of the gene Cd207, whose product is annotated as CD207 molecule. The record is from RefSeq and is a predicted model, not a curated record. The coding region runs from base 249 to 1235 and encodes 328 amino acids. The transcript is spliced from 8 exons. NCBI's taxonomy places the organism in Eukaryota, Metazoa, Chordata, Mammalia, Rodentia, Bathyergidae.
CUCCCGAACAAAGCGCAGCCGGGGCGGCCGCUUCCCCGAAAAUCUCCCCGAAUCCGUCUAUUAGCCUUUUCAGAGACCGACCAGGAAACAGAAAUUACUGCGCAAAGUGGCCAGCCCUUGAAGGAGAGGGAAGAGGCAAUGGAAGCACGAGGGUGGAGUUCAUUUUCUGCCUGGAGAAAGAUAAAAGGCAUGGAGGAGAGGAUCAGCCAGGACUACCUGUGCUGCAAGAGCCAGUGUUGGGGUGUGGAAUGAAGGCUGCAGAGAAGGAAGCCCCUGAUGCACACUUCACCGUGGAUAAACAGAACAUUGCUCUCUGGCCUCGAGAACCUCCUCCUGAGCAGGCUCUGUCUCUGCAUCUGAAGAAGCAUCUCACCAUCCGUGUAGUGUUAAUCUGCUUGUCACUGGUUGUGGUCGCCUCCAUUGUGCUGCAAGCUAUUCUCUAUCCCUGGUUUAUGGGCACAAUUUCAGAUGUAAAGACCAAUGCCCAGAUGCUGAAAGGUCGUGUGGACAGCAUGAGCACCCUGGGUUCUGGAAUUGAGAAGAACAGUGAUGGCGUGAAGGUGGCUAGCUUUCAGAUACAGAUGGUGAAUGCCAGCUUGGAUAGUGUACAUUCUCAAGUCCUGAUAUUGAAAGCCAUUGUGGGGAAAGCCAAUGAACAGAUCCAGAGCUUAAGAAGAAAAUGGGAGGAAGUUAAUCAUUUGAAUGACCAAAUUCCAGAGUUAAAAAGAGAUUUGGAUAAAGCCAGUGCUUUGAAUGCAAUGAUCCAGGCACUUCAGAACAGGCUGGACAAUAUCAACAAAUUGCUCAGACGACAAAGUGACAUCCUGCAGAUGGUUUCCCAAGGCUGGAAAUUCUUCAGGGAGAACUUCUAUUACUUUUCUCAUGUGACAAAGACCUGGUACAGUGCUGAACAGGUCUGUGUGUCUAAGAAUUCACACCUGACUUCAGUUACCUCCCGGGAUGAGCAGGAGUUUCUGUACAAGAUAGCUGGUGAACUGCCAACCUGGAUUGGCCUAACCAAGGCAGGAAGUGAGGGGAAAUGGUACUGGGUGGAUGACACUCCAUUCAACAAAGACAGUGUGAGGUUCUGGCUUCCAGGUGAGCCCAACAAUAUGGGGAGCAAUGAACACUGUGCCAAUAUAAAGGUGCCCUCUCUCCAGUCCUGGAAUGAUGCUUCCUGUGACAACAAAGUGCUUUUCAUCUGUAAGAGGCCCUAUGUUCAGUCAGAACUGUGAUGGCUGGUCCCCCGGUUUACCCGUGAGCUCUGGGGCUGGUUAAACUUGAGGAAAUGUCCUCACUGCCUUUCAAACUCCAGGACGACUUUGUACCUUAGGUUUUCUUGCUGCAAAGUUGUCCCCAGAUGCAUGUUGGAGGUCAUCUGUUUUGGCUGGGAAUUCUCUGACCCCACAGGGGCUGCUGGAAUGGGAAGAACUUGAGUUAAAUGAAAGAGGAAGGAGGUCAUGAUUGAGAAGUUCAUCCUGCCUUGGUGAGGCAGAUCAGCACCCUAAAUCUGUGCUAUCGCUUUGAGCUUUCAUCCCUUUAGGGAAACCUCGUUUGUAUCACAUAAAAGUUACACAAAGAAAUGCUCACAUUUGAGGAGAUGGAUAUCUUUACCCAGAUUGAAACUA